Plectropomus leopardus (leopard coralgrouper) is the source of this 1611-nucleotide messenger RNA. It is a transcript of the gene shisa3, whose product is annotated as shisa family member 3. Lineage: Eukaryota; Metazoa; Chordata; Actinopteri; Perciformes; Serranidae. The record is from RefSeq and is a predicted model, not a curated record.
UAGUCUAAAUGAAGAGUCUGUAACCGGGACCGACGCUCGGUGGCCGGGAGCUGCAGCCCAGCGGACGCAGGGACCCGUGAACCGCAGCGGCUUGCCGGGAUGGUGCGCCUGCUGAACUGCCUGCUGCUGGGAUAUCUGACCUGGAAUCUGCGGAUAUCGGACGCGCAGGGGGAGUACUGCCACGGCUGGCUGGACGCUAAUGGGAAUUAUCACGAUGGCUUCCAGUGUCCGGAGGACUUUGACACCACGGACGCCACCGUGUGCUGCGGCUCCUGCUCGCUGCGCUACUGCUGCGCGGCCGCGGACGCACGGCUGGACCAGGGCAGCUGCACCAACGACAGGGAGGUGGACAACACCGAGUUUGCAGCGCAGCCCGUCUACGUUCCCUUCCUCAUGGUAGGAAGCAUUUUUGUUGCCUUCGUCGUAGUCGGCUCUCUGGUGGCCGUCUACUGCUGCACGUGCCUGCGGCCCAAGCAGCCGACCCAGCAGCCCAUUCGCUUCUCCCUGCGUAGUUGCCAGGGUGAAACUAUCCCGAUGAUCCUCACCUCCGCCCCCCCGAGCCUCCGCGCCCCGUCGCGACAGUCCAGUACGGCCACCACCAGCUCCAGCUCAGCUGGAGGCGGCAGCUCCAUGCGGAGGUUUUCUCUUGGAGGUCAGGGGCAGCAGCAGCACGGCUGCCUGGUGUCCGCCACCGUCUCAUCAUCAGCCUCCACCCCCACCCAGACCCCUCAGACUCUGCCUCCACCUCCUCCUCCCCCCUACACAUCCCCACCAGCACCCAUGUCAGGAGGUAUGCAGCACCCGCUGCCCUCCACCCACACCCAGCUACAGCUCCACCAGCCCUCUCAGAGCGCCGGCUUCCUCCUGCCACAGCAGUACUUCUUCCCCCUGCAGCCCGACGCCUUCUCAGCAGCCAAGGGCUUUGCCGACUUCGGACAGAGCUGACAGGGUUCCCAGCAGGGGAAAUAGAGGGAUUACAUGAUUUCUAGAUGGUUGGAUGUGAGUCAGCGAGGACAGACACACUGCGACACAGCUGGUGGUGUUUGGGUGGAAGUCCCAGGCCGGCAGAACGGACACAGAGAGCGCGACAGGAGGACGAGGGAUAAAGUACGACAAAGCUGUGUGGCCUGAGGCGCUUCCCCCUUCUGCAUCACAGGACACAUCAGAGUUCAACAGACCUGUUAGAGCCAGCAACAGUUUCAAACUUGUGCACUUUUGUCUUAUAUUGUAAACAGACCUCACUGGCCUCACAUUUUAUCUUUAAUGCAGGCUGUUUUUUUUUUAAGGUGACAGCUCACAAAACAGACUAAAAUCCUGAACAAUUUUUCACAAACCUUCCUCAAAAAAUUGAAAUACUGCACCGACACUGUCACUCUGAGAGUCAUGGUUACAUUAGUAAAAAUAGAUGUUGGAAACCAGGGAGAUAAUUGUGUUUUUUGACAAUCGCAAAGACCUCUGAAAGAGGGGAGGACUUGAUACACAAAGAACAUUUUACUUAAAGAUGAAAUGUGGACUUUUAUAAGAUGUUGUACAGACAUUAUACCCUGAGCAGGGUUGUCAUAUUGAUUCCCUAAUUUACAGCAAAUAAAAUGUUGUCUCUCUUCUGAUAAA